This is a messenger RNA of Homalodisca vitripennis (glassy-winged sharpshooter), 733 nucleotides long. RefSeq names its product NHP2-like protein 1 homolog. The record is from RefSeq and is a predicted model, not a curated record. Gene Ontology annotation, biological process: mRNA splicing, via spliceosome; maturation of SSU-rRNA; ribosome biogenesis. Gene Ontology annotation, cellular component: nucleolus; small-subunit processome; precatalytic spliceosome. Lineage: Eukaryota; Metazoa; Arthropoda; Insecta; Hemiptera; Cicadellidae. Gene Ontology annotation, molecular function: RNA binding.
CGGAUAGAAAACACAAGACAAGACGCUGGGUCUGGGUUCAGUCUCAGUCUAACCUCAAACAGCAGUAACGUUAGUUAAACGUUCAAAGGUUGAAAGGAGAUUUAUCGUAUAGUUCGUGGUUUUAAUUUGCAAUUCGUUCAAAACAGAUAUUAGAAGAUACGUUCUUCGAGGGAUCAUAAACGCCGAUAUAUAUCAUUGUUCGUACUUAAUUCGAAAUUGCCCCUCAGUGAAGCGAUUUUCGCCGAGAGGUCUUGAUAUUUGCUCUGCACAGAAAUACAAUUCAUCAGAAUGACGGAAGAAGUGAACCCGAAGGCUUACCCUCUUGCUGAUCCAACUCUUACGUCUAAAAUAUUAAAUUUGAUCCAACAAGCAUUGAAUUACCAACAACUGAGGAAAGGCGCUAAUGAAGCCACAAAGACACUGAAUAGAGGACAAGCUGAAUUCAUUGUGAUGGCAGCAGACGCAGUUCCCUUGGAGAUUCUUCUGCACUUGCCUUUGUUGUGUGAGGACAAGAACGUGCCUUACGUCUUUGUCAGAUCCAAGCAAGCACUUGGUCGAGCUUGCGGUUGUGUGUCUAGGCCGGUUGUGUCAUGCUCAGUUACAAUGAACGAGGGCUCCCAACUCAAGCCUCAGAUUGAAUCUAUCAAACAUGAGAUAGAAAGACUUCUUGUGUAAAUACUAAAUAGACGUUCCAUUUAAGUAUAAUUUUUAAUAAACAUAAGUUUUUAAACUA